CCUUAUUAAAUAGGCUCAAACGAUAAUCUCAGGAGUUCUCCCAAAAUCUCUGUCCAGUCGCGUGAAGUCUCUCUCUUCAGGGUGGUCGGUGGUGGAAGAAAUGCAAGCUGAUUUUAAAUGUUUCGAAAAAACACUCACGAGAACGGACGUCAACCGUAACUUAGAAAUACCUAACGGAGCCCAUUUCAUGCCGGCCGGGAAUGGGGUGAUGCUUGUAACUGACCAAGCCGGAAACAGAUAUCAAUUCAUAGCAUCGGAAAGGAGAGGAGGGAGGCGUUCUAUGACCGACCAGUGGCGCGCUUUCGCAGAGGCCAAUCAUCUUCAAGUCGGGGAUGCUCUCAGAAUCUAUCACUCAGGUAAUGGGGAUGAUGAAUAUGUCGUGGAGAUGGGUGUGAAACUCUUUGGAACGAUCAUAGCUUGGCGACCAAUAUAAUGGAGCGUUUGGUAGGAGGAGCGACAAAAAGAGAGCAAUAUU
Molecule: messenger RNA, 475 nt
Organism: Ilex paraguariensis (yerba mate)
Lineage: Eukaryota; Viridiplantae; Streptophyta; Magnoliopsida; Aquifoliales; Aquifoliaceae
Source: the annotation of a GenBank genome assembly